CUCUUAAAACACCUAAUAAUUAUAUAAUACUGGUCACUGAAUCGUUAAAAUUCUAGUCUACAAUAAAAUGUAAACUUUAUUACCAAACAAAUCAAACAAACAAACAAACAAAAAAUCACCAAAAAAUUCAAGUCAUGGUUUCGAAACAGAGAUCCUAUUAUAAUAUUUUAUUAUUUAGUCUACUGUUGUGUUCAUCAGUUAACACAACUAUAUCGCGUAUAGUAGUCAACCGUAAACUAUUGAUACCGACACCGAUACUGACAUCGCCAGCAUCGACGGUCAUAAUCCCUAACCAACAACAGCAACAACAAAGCACCAGAUUUUUAUCAUCGGAUGACAAGUUGUUAACAACCAUUACUACCCCCACAACUACUACUACUACUACUAAUGUCAAACCAAUUAGAGGCACUGAUAUCACACUACUACAGACAGAUGUGCCAAACAUUACCACAACAACAGCUACAACAUCGUUGUCGUCGUCAUCUUCAAGAUCACUAUCGGAUCAGAUAAUAGGCGACAAUAAUACUAAUACUACUACUGAUAGCAAUAGUCUUCAACAAACAAACAAUAUAUCCAUCGAUAAUAAUAUCACUAAUGAUUGGUCUAAUGGACAGGAAAUCAUUGGGGAAAUCGUCAACAAUGACAUCAACAAUAAUGACAGUGGAUUAGCUGAUCCGCAGCAGCAGCAGCAGCAGGAUAUUCAUAAUCAUAUGCUAAUGGAUAACAUCAACAAUGGUAUUAUCAUCGCUAAAACAACAGGAGCUACAGUCACGACCACUUUGAUGACAUCAGACAAUACUACCACUACUACUACUAGUAGUAGUAGUAGUAAUGCUAUUAAUAGUAAUGAGAGCACCGGUAGUGCCGCCAAACCAACCAAUGGUGGUGAUGAUGAUGGUAUGGUUCAACUAGUAGACAAACUGAGACCAACUAUUAUCAAUGAUAAUAAUAUUGAUAAUAAUGAUAAUAAUCAGAUCAUCGCCAGUUUGGCGACGCCUACACUAACCACCACUACUACAACAACAUCAGCUAAAAAUAUAACCGAUAGCUUAACAACUGCUAACAAAACAAUGACAACCCGUGCUAUCAACGGCACCGGUAGUACAAGUAGUACUGUAGCUGAAGAUACAGAAGCAGCCCAUAGAUCCAAGAGGUCGUUCCCGUCACCGUUGAUGACCACCAAUACUAAUCAGUUGCAUACAAAUUUGGACGACUUGUUUGACUUGAGACGCCAGCGGCGGUCAUCGUCAACAUCAUCAUCGCUGAUGAGAUACAAGAGAAACACAUUCAUAGCCAACAAUUACGAUGAUUUGUUGGCCUCAAUACUGGCUCAGGACAACAAUAGCAUCGGCGGCGGUAAUGUUAUUGUGGAUAACAACAACAGUGAUGAUGACGACGACGACAACGAUGAUGACAACAUGGAUCUGUUCAAUGAUGUCGACGGCGGCGGCGAUGGUGGUGGCGGCAGACCAAACAGUUUGGUCACCAAUGAUAAAGAGCUGAACGAUUUGGCGCUCAGUUACCUAUUGAAUAGCAAUAGAAACAGUAAUCCCUACGAUCUGGACAGUCAGAUGAUUGAUUUGAAUAAACUGAAACAAUACUACGAUAGCCUAUUGCCGCUGAUGGAGGCCAUCGAAAAUGGCCAAACAUUACCGCCGGCUAUGGCCGCCGCCGCAACCGAUACAGAUAACGAUGAUUCCGGUGAAGAUAUUGCUGCCGUUGCCGCCGCCGCCGCCGCCAACCGAUACAAUAGCUACGGCAGCAGCAGCGGAAGCAGCGGGUUGUCGUCAAUACCGGUGAUACCCUAUUCGUGGCCCAACAACAACAACAUUAACCGCUAUCAGAGGAUCAGACGUUCGUAUAGAUACCGUUCCCCUUAUUCGCUGUACGCGGGUAUGCGACGCAAACGGUUUUUCGGGGGCAGUGGUGGUGGUCUAGAAAAUAAUGGCCCGAUAAUGAUGGGACCGAAUGGGGAAUGGGGCCGUAUAGUCGGCUCAAACAUUGACCGAUCAGUUUACGAUGACGAGGCCCAGGAGGCCAAUAAAAUCUAUUCGUUGGCCACACUGUUGGCCCGCAGCGGUGGCACCGGCGGCACCGUCGGCGUCUAUAGACCCGAACAGCUUAGCCUAAUGUUGAACCAUAGGUUUAAGCGAUCAUCAUCACCAUCAUCAUCAUCGUUGUUGGCACCGGUAUUUCGGCGCCCAGGUAGCCGAUUGGAUAAACCCAGUUUCAAACAUAUGUGAUAAUUCAAAAAAAAAAAAAUAAGAUUAAAAAAAAGUUUGCGAUACAGUAGAUGUAUAAAUAGUAUACUAUUUAUAUAUAGUUUA
Oppia nitens is the source of this 2327-nucleotide messenger RNA. RefSeq lists its product as uncharacterized. The transcript is spliced from 4 exons. Bases 135 to 2243 code for a protein of 702 amino acids. The record is from RefSeq and is a predicted model, not a curated record. Lineage: Eukaryota; Metazoa; Arthropoda; Arachnida; Sarcoptiformes; Oppiidae.